This is a messenger RNA of Racocetra fulgida, 1542 nucleotides long. The record is from the annotation of a GenBank genome assembly. Lineage: Eukaryota; Fungi; Glomeromycota; Glomeromycetes; Diversisporales; Gigasporaceae.
AUGUCAGGCCAAAACCAUUCUCACACACCAUAUACCUAUGAUCCUACAAGUUAUGUCUCCACAACUAACACAGCAGCUUCGUCUACUGGCGAUCUAUCCCAAUCAUAUUAUGGAUACGAUUAUGCAGCAUAUUCUUCUAGUGUUCCAUAUCAAAGCAGCACAAAUACUGGAGUUUACGAUGGCUAUGAUUACUCUACAUACGGUAGUAGUAAUUAUUAUUAUCCUACAACAGGAGUAUCGUCCACACCGAAAGCAUCUACAGCGACUGUGGUUGAAGCACCUCCAGCCAUUGUAAACACCGUCUCCAUGUCUUCAAAUUCAAGCAAAACUGGAAUUAUUCAUCAAGAGAGAGGAAUUAGUUCUGGUAUCCAUCAACCAAAGGACGACAUUAUAAGCGGGCAUAUUGACAUGCAAAGCGGAAUUAAUAAGCAAUCUACUUCAAAAAAGAAACCAAAGACAAUUAUUAGAGCAGCGGGAGGUGAAAUUUGGGAAGAUCCAACAUUACUAGAAUGGGACAUUAAUGACUUUCGCUUAUUUUGUGGUGAUCUCGGCAAUGAAGUCACGGACGAUAUCUUGUAUAAAGCGUUUAGCAAAUAUCCAUCUAUACAAAAAGCCAAGGUUAUCCGGGAUAAACGUACUAAUAAAAGCAAGGGUUAUGGAUUUGUAAGUUUUAAGGAUGCGGAUGAAUUUGUCAAAGCUUGGAAAGAAAUGAACGAAGAAUUAAAAAGAAGGGCUAAACAAUUGGAAAUGCAAAAAAAAGAAAUGCUCAAAAGAGGAAGUGGCACUUCGUUCGGAAGCAGUUUUGGUCAGUCUAUUAAUAGACCAUCUUCUUAUGCCGAACCACAACCUAUUUAUUCUAAUUUAUCUUUCUUAUCUAGUUCUCCGACUCCAACACCUUCUAAAGCUAAGGGUAUGCAAUUAGGCCGAAAACAGAAAGGUGCAGAUUUGUUUGAGGCUGUUAAGAAUGAAGUUGGAUUUGAUGAUGUAUCCGAAAAGGCUAGUGUUAAAGGUACAUCUAUUCCAAAGGUCCCCGUUGAAAGAGAUGGUGGCCUCGAGAAUUUAGAGGUAAAAGGGGAUUUGGAACUUACUAUUUCUGAUCCAAACAUGACACGAAUCAAGAUUUCUGUUCGUGCGGUUGAUGAUGGCAAUCUGCAGCUUAAGACACACCCGAAUGUUGACAAGAAAUUAUUUUCUACUGACAGCAUUAUUGCCUUAAAAAACCCUGGUAAAGGAUUCCCUGUUAAUCAGCCAUUGGGUGUUCUUAGAUGGCGAUUCAUUACAAAAGAUGAGACAUUAAUCCCGUUAUCAAAUGGAACGAUCGAUGUCAAUAUCGAAUAUGAAUUGGAAAGUGAGAAUCAAGAAUUUAAAGAAGUAAUGAUCUCCAUUCCAUUGCCUCCUGUUGGAAAUCCUGUUGUUGGUGAUGUUGAUGGCCAUUAUGAAGUAAAUAGGCAAACUAGAACCCUAGAAUGGCAAUUGCCUAUUAUCGAUGCAUCUAACAAACAAGGAUCGCUUGAGUUCAAUAUUGCGGGCGAUGAUGUUAAU